Molecule: messenger RNA, 2614 nt
Organism: Clarias gariepinus (North African catfish)
Lineage: Eukaryota; Metazoa; Chordata; Actinopteri; Siluriformes; Clariidae
Gene: pabpc1l
Product: poly(A) binding protein, cytoplasmic 1-like
Exons: 17
Coding region: 183-2138 (651 amino acids)
Cellular component (GO): ribonucleoprotein complex
Molecular function (GO): RNA binding
Source: RefSeq, a predicted model, not a curated record
AGACCGAGGCUCAGCGAACGGGUGGCGGUUUUAAUUAGUGGUGCCGUGCACGCGCAUUGAUAUGGCAGGUGUUUGAAGCCGAUAAUCAGACGGAACCUCUCCCACUCCCGAAUCUCCGCCGCUUUCAGGACGAGCACCUUCACUACCAUCUGUGUUUCUCUCACCGGAGAAGAGCUUGCAGGAUGAACAGUAGUGGGCCAGUGUACCCUUUGGCCUCGCUCUAUGUAGGAGACCUGCAUCCUGAUGUCACAGAGGCCAUGCUAUAUCAAAAGUUCUCCCCUGCGGGGCCCAUCAUGUCCAUCCGAGUAUGCCGGGACAUCAUCACCCGCAGGUCCCUCGGCUAUGCCUACAUCAAUUACCAGCAGCCUGCUGACGCGGAAUGUGCGCUGGACACAAUGAACUAUGAAGUGAUUAAGGGUCGGCCGAUCAGGAUUAUGUGGUCACAGCGGGACCCUUGUCUGAGGAAGUCAGGAGUGGGGAACAUCUUCAUCAAGAACAUGGAUGAAUCGAUCGACAACAAGGCACUUUACGACACCUUUUCAGCUUUUGGCAACAUCUUGUCAUGUAAGGUCGUAUGUGAUGAAAAUGGCUCAAAAGGUUACGGGUUUGUGCACUUUGAGACGCAGGAGGCAGCAAAGCGAGCCAUUGAAACCAUGAAUGGCAUGCUCCUGAAUGAUCGCAAAGUAGAAGAGGCAGGUAAAGAGCUGAGAAGCUCUCCAGGUCCAGUCUGUCCUUUGGGGAAACUGUGUCAGCUGUCCAUGUUUAGUUUUGUUGGACAUUUUAAAUCUCGUAAAGAGCGAGAGGCAGAGUUUGGUGCAAAGGCAAUGGAGUUUACCAACGUGUACAUCAAGAACUUUGGAGAUGAUUUUGACAACGAGAAAUUGCGCAGUAUCUUUUCUGUGUUUGGCAAGACCCUGAGUGUACGUGUGAUGACUGAUGAAAAGGGGCGUUCUCGUGGCUUUGGCUUUGUGAACUACGAAAACCAUGAGGAUGCACAAAAAGCAGUAGCUGAGAUGAACGGAAAGGAGCUGAAUGGACAAGUUCUGUAUGUGGGCCGGGCUCAGAAGAGGUUGGAGAGACAGUCUGAGCUCAAACGCAAGUUUGAGCAAAUCAAGCAAGAACGCUUAAACCGAUACCAGGGGGUGAAUCUGUAUGUCAAGAAUCUGGAUGAUGGUAUUGAUGAUGACAAACUGAGAAAAGAGUUUGCCCCCUAUGGCAUGAUCACCAGUGCUAAGGUGAUGACGGAGGGAGGGCACAGUAAGGGUUUCGGCUUUGUUUGCUUCUCCUCUCCUGAGGAGGCAACUAAAGCUGUGACUGAGAUGAAUGGCCGAAUUGUCAGCACUAAGCCUCUGUAUGUUGCCCUGGCCCAAAGAAAAGAGGAGCGCAAGGCCAUACUCACCAACCAGUACAUGCAGAGACUGGCCAGUGUGAGAGCCAUUCCCAGCCCUGCCAUGCCUGCUUACCAGCAAAAUUCUGGCUACUACCUCCCUUCCAUACCUCAGCCCCAGGGACGUGCCUUCUACAAUGCUGUACCAAAUCUAAGACCGGCACCACGCUUUACUGCUCAAGCCCCGAGACCACAGGCUCCUUACUCAGCUCAGACACUGAGACCGGUAAUGCAACGCAGAACCUCCACCCCCAUCAGCACUGUUCGUCAGGCGUCCACCCAGGUUCCAGGUUUGAACACUCAGAGAAUGGUGCACAUCGGUACUCAGACAGCAGGUGGGCGAACUGUAGGAGGGCCAAUGAUGAGGGGUGUCAGUCAGUACAAAUACUCAAGUGGGGUUCGAAAUGUUCAGCAAGUCAUCACUGUACCAGCUCCCGUUCCACAACAGAUGGUGCCUUCUCCGGUUAUGGAGCCUGCAGUGCAUGUAAAAGGUCAAGAACCUCUUACUCCAUCAAUGUUGGCAGCCGCACCCCUUUUGGAGCAGAAACAGCUAUUAGGUGAACGUCUGUAUCCGCUGAUCCAGGCCAUUCAUCCUAACCUCGCUGGCAAGAUCACUGGCAUGCUGCUCGAAAUAGACAACUCUGAACUUCUACACAUGCUCGAGUCUCCAGAGUCACUACAUGCCAAGGUUGAUGAGGCAGUGGCUGUUCUUCAAGCUCAUCAAGCGAAGGAAGCCUCGCCUAAGAAAUAGGGAAUGUUUUCGCAGGCAUGAACAUGGAAGGUCCAUUGGUUUUGCAGAAGGAGUGAAAAUGUAAUAAGUUAAUAAAUAAAAGUAAUGGUGAGGGGAGAAUAAUCACUUUCAAACACUUGAAAGACAAUGGCACUUUUGCGAGUAGCUUUUACUCGUAUCAAUACUGUUCUGCACUGUUUUGUUAAUUGAGUUUUGUUCUAGAAAUUGAGUGGGGAGGAAAAAGAAAAAUGCAAAAAAAAAAACGAAAAAAGAAAAAAAAAAUGUGCAUUAAAAAUAUUUUGGCUUACCCACAACCAAAUUAUCAUUUUGUUCAUUAUAUUUAUGUUCUAUGCAGGUUUUGAGUGUUUCUGGUAAUUGAACCUGUAUAGAGGAAAAAUCAAAAACUAAUCCUAAUGUAUGCAUGAAGUUUGGUUUAAUUUUAAGAUUUAAGGGUGUUUUUAGUAAUACAGUUUCAUGCUUGUUUCUUAACAGAUUAA